AUGUAAUAAUUCGACAAUCAAGAAAUAUUGAUGAAGCUCAAGUCUUCCAAAUAAUUCUGGGAUAUCAAGAAGAAAUUAAAAUAAGGACUCGGUGACUAACAGAAAAUUGGAGUCAAUGACAUUCAAAAAUUAGCUCAAAGUUGUGAAAUUGAAGACCAAUUAAUUAAAUUGAUAUCUCAUAUUCUCAAAAAAUCUAAGAAACGAGAAACUCUUAAGGAAGAUUAGAUUGAAUUUCUGAACACUUCAAAAAUAAAAUGGACCGAAUUGUUAUUUAAAAAUUUAGAUAUCGUUCAUUAAAAAACAAAAAAUUAAGAAGAAGAUGACACUAAUACCGAUUCUAAACUAUACAUCUAUGAUGAAAAGAACCUAUUGGCAUUUUUAUAAACUUUCAAAUAAUAAUAAUAGUCCAAUGCCCUAUACUAAAAUGUCCAAUUUCAGUCUAAUAAACUGUUAAAUAUCAAUAUACCCUUAAAGUCAUCACAAUCAAUAUUGGACAAAUAUUAAUAUUUGUUACUCUAAGAAGAAUUGCAGGAUGAUAAAAUCAAUAAAAUCAGAAAGCAAAUUGAAAAUGAACACUUAGAUAUUGAAUUAGAAAAGAUAGCCCAAACCUUUGUACCUAAUGGAGAGAGGUGUCUUCUCUACUUAAAAUAUUUUGAAUUCGAUCACUAAGAAACAGUCUUACAGUAAAAUUUUGCAAAACUCUAAAAAGAGUGUUUAAAUUAGUUGUUUUAUGAUGAACUACUCGAAAUAGACGGACAUGAAAUAUCUGAAGAUACAUUCUAUUUUGUGUUUUAAGAGUAAAUUCUAACAUGUUUAAAGUGCUUUAUUAGAGACAGAACAAUAAAAGAGAAUAUAAGGAUUCAACUAUAAAAUGGAGUGAAGAAAGAACAUGCAGAGUUUUAAUUGCCAGUUACAGGAUUCUUUCCUUUCAAAAACAUAUCAAAAUAUGUUGCACCAUUAUGUUACCUCUCUACAAAAAUACACAUAAUCUAUGCAUUGUUUAAGGAGUUUUUUUGUAGAUACUUUUGCUUUUUGCAUGCCAUAUCGUCAGAGAACAAUUCAAUUUUAUCUCUUUGCAUGCAAAUCGAAGAAAUUGUAAGCACUCGAUCUCCUAAAUUAUUUCAUCAUUUAAAGGUAAUUGGAUGUGACACAUUAAAAUUGAUCAUUCAUCAACUAGUGUAUUGUUUCAUAGGUGAUAUGGAUCCUCCACAUAUUUUAACUAUUUAUGAUUAAAUUAUAGGACACGAUAGUCUAGAAAUUUUAGUUAUAUUAUGCGUAGGUUUUUUAAAUAAAUACAAACCUAAGUUAUUAUUAGCUAAGAAUUAAGAGAAUGUAUAAUAAAUCUUUUCAGAAUUAAGAGAGGACAGAUUUUAAGAAUUAGUGCAAUUUGCAUAUAAAUAAUGAAUUCUAUAACCUAAACUAGUUUUAAAAUUUUAUUUCAUU
Messenger RNA from Paramecium tetraurelia, 1443 nucleotides. RefSeq lists its product as uncharacterized. The transcript has 3 exons. The record is from RefSeq and is a predicted model, not a curated record. NCBI's taxonomy places the organism in Eukaryota, Ciliophora, Oligohymenophorea, Peniculida, Parameciidae.